AUGUGGACCUUCGACAACACCUUUGCGGAAGAAAUUGCUGCCCUCAUUAACCAGUGGGACAACUUCUGCCCGGCUGCUGCUCUUUUCUACUGGGGUAAAAACAGCAAUGAUACCGGCCUCCGCAUUGAGGCUACCGAAAUCAUGCGAGAGUUUGUGGAUAAUAUCCAGUUUGGGAGAGAUCCUGAAGGGUGGCUUUUUUAUGGGACCCCUCAAGACUUGGACACGGAUAGUGGAGACACUGUCUACUACCGGGUAUAUACAAAUGAUGAGAGUCCCAUGGCUAUCCGUAUCGACUUCUUUGGACGCGACCCGAACACUCCUGGCAUCAAACCAUUUGCUCAGUUUCUUACAAAAGAUACGGCCAAAAUCCCCAUUGAGAAUAUUCCAGCUGACACUGGCUCUGGGCUCUGGCGCAAACUCAGCACUGGAAUUUCCUCUGCCACGGUCUCUAAGCUCACCAAUGAUCCUACCAUCAAGCUAUCCGCGCAUGCUAUCGGGAAAAACCUGACAUUCAAUCUUCCCGACAGUUCGAGCUUCACGCAUGCACUUCAUAUCGACGGGGCAUUUCAUUUCCAGAAUAUCAAAGAUCUGAAUUAUAACACACUUGCUAUUACAAACUACAAUACUGAUAGGAUCCUUUAUUAUGAUCAGAAGGACUCCACGAAACUCAUCGGCGUGUUUUACCCUUCCAGUGAUCUCUUCCCCGAUGGCUUCAAUAAUGAGGGGGAUGUGAACCCUGCUAUUGCUACUUGCUCCGAUGAUAAUUAA
This is a messenger RNA of Lentinula edodes (shiitake mushroom), 768 nucleotides long. RefSeq lists its product as uncharacterized. The record is from RefSeq and is a predicted model, not a curated record. Bases 1 to 768 code for a protein of 255 amino acids. NCBI's taxonomy places the organism in Eukaryota, Fungi, Basidiomycota, Agaricomycetes, Agaricales, Omphalotaceae. The transcript is spliced from 7 exons.